CACCUCCUCCAUAGCCCGCCCCGGCCUCGUCUAAGGCUGCUCUUCCUUGGGCGGUCAGAGAGCGGCAGUGUCUCCCCGUGCAGCGCGCGCUCUCUCCUUCCCUCCCUCCUCGCUCGCUAGCUAGCUCGCGCCCCACUGCUCUCGCCUCCGGCCCCAGCGCGGUGGCUCCGGGGAAGGCGGCGGCGGCGGCGGCGGCAGCAUCGGCAAUAUCGGCCCGGGCUACCCCUUUCUCCUGCCUACCUGACCGACCAGAGUCGCGGGUUCUCGAUGCAGCUUCCGCCCGCCUGAGGACCAGCAAUUCUAUAUUCAUAACCCUGCAUGUGUAUGGAAGGAUAAACAAUAUGAAACCUUGACAAAUUUGUCUUAACUUUAAAGAAAUUGGAACCUAACAUAAAUUGGGGUUGAUAUUAGUAUUUCAGAAUUACAUUACAGAAGAAUUCUUCAUUUUAAUAAAGCAAGAAUUGACACUAUGCUUCGUAAAACAAUCAACUGUAGUGAUUUCAAGCCUCAACCUUGGUUUCAGCAGGGUGAUAUCAGUUGUAUACAAAGGGCCCUGUUACUAUUGGAUUAUGCAAGCUAUUUGGCCCUGUUUCCUCUGAGAUAUGACUUAAAUAUCAUUCAACUUGAAUAAGAAAGGACCUGGUUUUUAGAAAGCAGAAUGCCAAGGAAAAGGAAAAAUGUUGGUGGAAGUCCUGCUAGGAAGUCUCUGAACACAGAGGAUGUUGCAUCCAAUAUUGCUCACCAUGAGGAGCUGACAACUCUGCCUACACCGCCUCAGCCAAAUGUUGACAAAGAGAAACUCUUAAACAGUUUGUCAGAGAUGUUUUCUGACCUGGAUCCUGAUGUAGUUUAUUUGAUGCUUUCAGAAUGUGAUUUCAAAGUUGAAAAUGCUAUGGAUUGUCUCUUAGAACUGUCCACUGGUGCCAAAGGAAUGCCAGCCUCUAAAAGCUUAAUAUUGGAGUCAGUUGCAACACCACUUGCUUUUGUUAAUCAGCAUCUUGCUGAAGGAAAUGAAAUGAAUGAAAAACAUCCUCAUAUAGAAGAUGAAGAUAGCUCUCAAGUAGCAGAUACAUUCUCUGAUAUGCGACUUACUGAAGACUUGGAUUCUUUAAUACAAAAUGCAUUUGAGAAAUUGAAUUAUGCUUCAAAUGACCAAGUGUCUACACAGUCACUUUUGCCUUUGGAACACAGUUUUGGUGGCACCGGUGACAGCAGAAGGAGUUUUCCUCUGCAAAAAUCAGAAAUGGACUCUGAAACAUUUGAAAAUUCUUCUGUAUUAAAUUCAGAACAUCUAACUUUACAUUCAGAUUUGAGCAAGUCCAGAAAUUGUAAAAAGGAUGCUAUAUGGUCUUUAACUAAUAAUAAUCCUAUGGAUGCCCAGCCUAAUAGCUUUUUCACUCAACCAAAUGAUUCUCUAGUGUUAUAUGUUAACCCCAGUCAAACUCAAAAUACACUUUCAGAUGCUCAGAAUUUUGGAUGCCAGCCUUCUCAAACCUGUGUACGUUUGGAUACAAAUGAAAUAAGGACUGCUGUCAAUCCUCUUGUACAGAUUUCAGACCCGACUGAAGAUAGAAUGGGCACAUGUGGUGAUCAGAAUAGUGUUUCUGUCCCUAAUUUGUUUACAUCAUCCAAAGGAUUUGCAUUCAAGCCACAAAAUCAUUCAGAACUACCAGCACAGGGAAGUGACUUCAGCUUUUGUCCUGGAAUAACCCCAUUGCCACCUCCUCCAGUGCUACCACAGACUUCCUGGAAUCCAAUGGCUUCUGCCUUUGAACCUUUCCAAGGGGUCCGUAGCUUCAUUGCUCCAGUUGCAGCCAGUCCUCAGCCUAUGAUACCUGUUUUUGACUACUGUGAACCCGGAAGAGUCUGUGCUUCUCUGCCACCCCCAGUUCUUUUUAGUGCCUGGGAUAGAAAUGCUUCACUGCCGAUGCCAGUGGCAUGGAGAAAUCAAGAUGGAAAUCCUUAUCAAGUACAAGAGCCUCCUGCUUCUCAUACUGUUCGAAGAAAAACCCCUUACAUAGGCCAAACACUUGUGCUACUCAGAGGGCUUCCAGGAUCUGGGAAAUCCUUUUUGGCAAGGAAAUUACUAGAGGAGAAUCCGAAUGGAAUUAUACUUAGUUCAGAUGAUUUUUUUUACAAAAAUGGACAGUAUCAAUUUGAUGGAAAUUUAUUGGGUGAAGCACAUGAGUGGAACCAGAGACGAGCUAAAGAAGCACUAGAGAAGAAGGUUUCUCCUGUAAUAAUAGAUAAUACAAACCUACAGGCAUGGGAGAUGAAGCCGUAUAUAAUUUUGUCACAAAAAUAUAAAUAUAAAAUUCACUUCCGGGAACCAGACACAUGGUGGAAAUUUAAACCAAAGGAGCUUGCAAGGCGCAACAUUCAUGGGGUAACCAAAGAGAAAAUAGUAAGAAUGUUGGAACACUACGAACGUUAUGUUUCUGUGACACACAUCCUCGAUUCUUCAGUUCCAGAUAAAGCAGAAAUUACUGAGUUAAGUGAACCUUCCCAAGAAGAUGAAAAUAUUAGCCCAAAAGACUUGGAUGAUUAUACUUGCGCAAAAGAAAAUGAUCUUUCCUCUUCUUUGAAGCAUCUUGAAUUAAGUGAAGAAAAACUGAAGUUGAAGACUAGUAUUUCUUCAUUUCAAGAAAAUAUGAAAUGUUUUCCUACAGUAGAUUUAGAAAAAGGAAAACAAGAAGUUAGUGAAAUUGAACCUUAUUUUCAGAAAACUGCCAUUCAGGAAUCUGGAGAGCAUGAAUUAGCAGAUUCUGAAAAUAAAGAAGUAUUAGAUGAAAAUAAGGCAGAGGAAGAAAAUGUAGAUGUCCCUACAGAAAGGCAAAGUAUUAAAACUGGUAAAUCCAGAUCUGAAGAAAAUAUCAUUGUAAAUGCUUCUUUUAAUGAAGGAAACCAUGACACCAACAGACUUCCAAAGACCGUCAAAGUCCAAAGUGAAAACUAUGUACAUAGUGAAAUAUCUGCUGACCCAGAAAUAGUAAAUGAAAAACAAGUCAGGACACACAACAAUUCAAUUUCCAAGAAAUCCUCCUCAAAGCAUGAAUUACUAAACUUUUUUGGUGACUGGCCAGUUGAGAAAACAAUGGGUCAGAGAAUCAAGAGGAAUAAAAAAACUGAAAAAAAUCCAUCCAUACAAUGUGACAGAAAGCGUAAUACUCUUGAAUCAUGCAUGGAAACGGACAGUACUAUGCAUGUAGACACAGCUUGUGUCCAGCAACAAGAACCAUCAGAAAAAAGUGGAGAUCUCAAGAAUGCACACUAUAAUGAGGCUCUAGAAACCUUGAGCAGUUGCACUGAGCAUAAUGCAUAUCAAGAUGGUGGGAAGAAUAUGUCAGAAGUACUUGAUAUGAGAGAUUGGCCUUUAUCAGAUUCCUUAACUCCGAGAGAACAGAAAACAAGAAUGCCAAAAACAGAUUUCAGUGAAGCUCAUUUAGAGUCUGACUGUGGUCCGAGUAUGAAUGAAGCAUCUUUAAAAAUAGCAGAUGUGCUCUAUGGUGUCUUUGCAAGUCAUGAAGACCAGAGAAAUCUAGAUAACUCAACUCAUGAAAAACCUGAGAUUUUAUUCUCAGAGAAUGAGAAAAAUCCUGAACCCCAAUUAUCUCUUACCUUUACCUGCAGUGAUUCCACUCUUUCCCGAGUAAUGGAGCCAAAAGUUGAACCUGAAUUUUCAGAAGGGAAGCCUGAAGAAUUAUCUUUUCUAGAUAUAAAUAAAUGUUCACAAACUGAACCACAAGAUUUUGCUCUUUUGUGGAAAAUAGAAAAAAAGAAAAUCAGCAUUUCUGAUUCGAUCAGAGUAUUAACAGGAAAAUUAGAUGGGUUUAAGCCAAAAGAUUUUAAUACGAAUAUUAGAUCAGAUAUUCAAGAAAUAAUUCCAUAUAGGGUAAUGUAUGAUAAAAGUACUUAUGUAGAAGAAAGUGAACUUACUAAUGCUGAUGAGUCUGAAAACCUAAAUACUCUUUGUAAGAUUUUUGGUUCUUUUUCAUCUGAAGCAUUGAAAGACUUGUAUGAGAGGUGCAACAAAGACAUUAUUUGGGCAACAAGUCUUUUGUUGGAUUCUGAAACAAAGUUAUGUGAAGAGAAUGAGGAGAAAAGUUUACCAGAAUCAGAUGAUAACACACAAAUUGAGCAAUUUGAUGUAAGUGCAUAUUUGAAGGAGAUUAUUAGCCAUGGAGAGGCUUCCAGUUCCGGUAUACCAAAAAAUGGCCAUGGAAGUUGCAUGGAUCAUGUUGAUACACAGCUUAGCUGUGAUGAAGAAAGUAAAAGCACUGGAAAAGCAGACAUAAAAGAUAUAAAUACUGAAAAAUCAGAAUUAGUAACAAGUAUUUUAUCCAGUAUUGUUAGAGAAGUAAGACACACCAAUGAAUUGCCUUCUAGCAGCAGUCAGACAAAACUUUGUGAUUCUGAUAACAUUGAACAGUCAUUUUCAGAUAUUUCAAAAAAUGCCUUAAAUGAUAUAAACCUGAAAAAUCUGAAUGAAAUAGAUGAGGAAUCUUUAGCUACAGAGUUUGGUUCAUGUUCUCCACAGGUUUUGCCUGAUAUUUUCAAAACCACAUCUGAUAUAUUAAAUGAAGAAACUGGCAUUAUUGAAUCUUUUGAAGGAAAGAAAAAUGAAAAUCUUAUAAAAACUGAUAAGAAAUUUCAAGUGCUUACAGAGGGAUUUGUUAAGGAGGAUAAGCCGGAAAUGGAAAACGUACGUGCCAAAUCACCAGCCAAUUUGGCAGGAGGAGUAAUUGAGGAAAGUAAAGUACCUUACUGUGAAGUAGACAGAGCUGAGGUUUUGAAUUCUACAACAACUAAACCUAAACCUAUGAAUAUAGACUGUCUGGAGUUGGCAUUACCUCCAGAAUUGGCCUUUCAGCUUAGUGAAUUAUUUGGGCCUGUUGGCAUUGAUUCAGGGUCUCUAACAGUUGAGGAUUGUGUGGUUCAUAUAGAUCUGAAUCUGGCUAAAGUGAUUCAUGAGAAAUGGAAAGAAUCUAUUAUGGAACGACAAAGACAAGAUGAAGUAUCACGUAUUCUGCAUGCCAAAGAUACUUCCAUUGUUGGCCAUUCAAAUCCUGAUACUCCUGAACAAAAAUCAUCUCAAAGAACAGGCAAAAAAAUGCUGAAGUGUCAAAACCCAUCUGAAAUGCAACCCUUCAUGGAUCAUUGGAAUACUCAGACUAAGAAAGUUUCACUCAGAGAAAUAAUGUCCGAAGAGAUUGCCUUACAGGAAAAACAUGAAAUGAAACAGGUACCACUUGUGUUUGAAAAAAAUUGUGCUGCAAAGCUGAAGGAGAAACAACUCUUGAAGAUGUUCCCAACCAUUAACCAAAACUUUCUGAUGGAUAUCUUCAAGGAUAACAACUACUGUUUAGAACAGACAGUACAAUUUCUGAAUUGUGUCCUUGAAGCAGAUCCUGUAAAAACUGUUGUAGCCCAAGAAUUUGUUCAUCAAAAUGAAACUGCUUCUUCUUACAAUACACAGAAGUCUAAAGAGAAGAAGACAAAGAAAUCCAAAGAGACAGAAGAUAUACCAAGUGAUCCAUCUUUCCAGGAUUUUGAGUACCCCAAGUAUGAUGACUACAGGGCAGAGGCUGUCCUUCACCAGCAAAAGAGAUUGGAAUGUUAUAGCAAGGCUAAAGAAGCUUAUCGAAUGGGGAAAAAAAAUGUUGCCACAUUUUAUGCACAGCAGGGUAGUCUCCAUGAGGAGAAGAUGCGAGAAGCCAACCAUCUUGCUGCUGUGGAAAUAUUUGAGAAAGUUAAUGCUUCCUUGCUACCACAGAAUGUUUUGGACCUUCAUGGACUGCAUGUAGAUGAAGCCAUAAAUCAUUUAAUAACUGUUUUGCAACGAAAAACUGAAGAGUAUAAGCAGAAUGGUGGUAAACCAUAUCUCUCUGUGAUUACGGGAAGAGGAAACCAUAGCCAGGGAGGAGUUGCUCGAAUCAAACCAGCAGUCAUUAAAUACCUCACAAGCCACAACUUCAGGUUCUCUGAAAUUAAACCAGGGUGCUUGAAAGUUAUGCUGAAGUAAAACAGCAUAGAUGUGACUGAUUUUUUUGUUGUAGUUGUUAAAACUUGUACUGAAACAUUUACAGCAAUUCAAGUUGACUUUACUGUUAUAGAAAUGUUUCCUUGGAAUAAUUUCCACUUUUACAGCUAAAUAAUUUGUGAUGUUUUUCAGAACUUGAAAGAAUCUUACUUUUUUACUAAGACUAAUGCCAAAUAUGUUGCCUAUCAAAGAUUUUAAAAAAUACAGCAUCCUUAUUGAUUACAGAAUUUUAAAGAAAGCUAUAAUUACCAUCUAACAGUUUGAUGUUCCCCAAUUCUUCCUUCAGAUAGGAAAUAAACGUUUUGUAUUGCUAUUUUAACAUUUACAUAAUACCUAUAGACUUUCAGGUAGUAUGGGAAAUACUGGAAGAUACAGUUCCUGCCCAUGAAAGUCUUGUUUAAAAAAAAAGCAAACCUAUUUGAAUAUGACACACAAGUCAAACAUUCUAUUUGUCAUCAUUGUGUCCUGCCAUAUACCAAAAGGGAUAAAAGGGACUACUGGGAUUUUUCCCCCCCCUGACUUGUGAGAUCUCUCUUUCUUGCCUUUUUCCUGUGUGUGCCAUGAAUGAAGAGAGAGUGGUUAGAUAGACACGUAGAUAGGUUAGACGUUAUGUCUCGGUUAUGUCCCCUCCCCAUGAGUCUUAUUCAUACUCUCCUCUGCACCUUUUCUAAUAAGGCAAGAAUGUUUAAAGAAAUGUUUAGACAGAACAUGUUAUUGGGAUAUAUUCUUUGUUACUUAAAUAAAACUGGCCUGUUAAAUAGUAUUAAGUAUCUUCAUUUAUAGUUAAUAUGGGUAAUGUCAAAAUUGUAGUAGGUUGAAAUCCUGUUAUCCAGUAUAAAUUUAGAAAAAACAUUAACUCUCAACGACUUAAAAGCAAACCUUAUAGUUAAAGUUUUAGCCAUAUUAAACAUAAUUCUCAAUAUUUUCUCAAAGGAAAAUUCCAUAGAUUUGCUCUGCUCAAUGGACUAGCUGUACAUACAUACUUUUGUUUCUUUAUAAUUAUUUUCCAUUAUGCUACUUGACAGUUUUGAGCUGAGAGAAUUUAAAGGUAAUUUUCCUUUUGGGAUUUCUUCCCCAUCUUAACAUCUUUUAAAAAAUUAUUAUAAUAUAAUAAAUAGGUUUGUUAUUGUUUUAAAAAUAUAGAUACACUUAUAUUUUUGGGGAAAGAGAAUUUGACUCUAAAAGGUAGGACAUUUUCCAUGUUUAUUUAGCAAAUUAAUUUUUUAGCUUGAAAUAUUAGAUCAGUAAUUCAGGAAUCAGCUUUCAGGUACUACUUUAAGAAAUUCCCAAAAUUUAUAAUUAUAUCUACAAAAAGAAGAUACAUUUUAAUAAAAACAGAUCCCAGGAACAUCUCAAAGUAUUUUUUUAGAAAAAAAAAUACAGGUACUAUGAAUGCAUGCUUUUUAAAAGGAAACCCUUAUUUGUGAAGUAUUUUCAGGAAAAAAAAAUCCGAAUUUGUGUACAAUAUCAGAAACAUUUUUAGUAGUUGCCGCUAAAGUAUUUUUCACAUGAUUACAUUUUAAACAGUUUUAUAAUUUGUUAAAGUCUAAGGAGAUAUUGCUAAUUUAGCUUAUGGUCUUUGUUCUUUGUAAAAAUCUGUAUGUAUAAAAAUAAAACCUAGCUUUUUCCACAUUACUGCAAAAGUGUGAUUGUUAACGAAAGCAACAAAAUAUGUAGGUUAAUAAGAAAGUUUAAGAGGUGUCUUAAAUUGCUUAAUUAAGACAUAUUAAUAGAGCCAACUGAGUACUGGAGCAUAUACAAUUUUCUACUCAGUUCCUCUUUUUUUAUAUUAGGAGACCCAAUGAUAAAAUAACUUAGUUGGUCACUUGAAUUGGAAUUAUUUCACUAUGCCUUCACCAUGCUUAGGGGUGUAGACAAAAUGAUUUAAAGACCAUGUAAUAUAUUGAAGUAAAAACCAAAUUGUUGGUAUCUUGGGUUGUAAAUCAGCAGCUUGAAUCAAAUACCUUAUUUUUGGAAAAGAUAAUGGUUUUUAUUUUCAUGAUUAUUAAAAAUGCACCAUGAAAUUUUUAAUCAUUGGUGGUUUAUCCAUAAAAAAAAAGUUCUGAUUCCAAACUUCUCCUGCCUCCCCAAUUCGCUCCCUGGCACACUUCUGAACAACCUCUUUUUCUUACAGUUGGUGUGUGCUUAGGAAACAUAAAUUAAUUAACUUGAGCAAAACAUAAUCAGGAAAGGAAAGCAUUACUUCCCCUCCAAGUCAUAAUUUGCAUGCCAAAGAGAAUCAGUUUGGGGAACAUCUACUUUUUGUGUGUGUUGGUUUAUCUGUGCCACAAUUCACUGAGUAUCUUAAAAACUUCAUUUUAUGUUUGGUUACAUUAUGAAGAUUUCAUCAUUGAUUAUGUACCUUGAGUAAAAUUGUAGAAAUUAUUUUUUAAAAGUAGAAAUAAUUGGCAGGAUAUUUUAGGGUAUUUACUUUGCUGUUUUUUCCCCAAAUGAGAAAUGAUAGCAUGUUUUAUCAGGAUUUUCCACCAUUGCAUGUUUGCCUACCUAUCAAUUGUUUUUAAAGCUUUUCCUUGCUGUUAAGUUCAUUGCUCAGGUUGGUAGAAUUAUAAUUUAAAAAAAAAUACAGUUUGUAUAGAUUGUGUAAGCAUGCAUCAUAAAGAGUGUAAAACAUUCUGAAGGCAUAGUUUGUUAUUUCUUUCUGAUAGUUUUUUUUGAAUUCAAGUCUUUUCUAUGGUUGGCAAAAGGACACUUGCCACAAGCAAUGGUAGCAAAUUUUUGAGAUGGUGGAAACUGGAAACCUUUGAAACUCAGGAAAUUGCUCCGACAAUGUUCUGCAUGAUCUAUACUUAUGAAAGUGACCACAAAAAUAUGGUAUGCUGUUUCCUAUGUGCUUUUCAUUGAAUAUGGUUCUUGUGCAUUAACCAUCUAUUUUGCUUUGUGAUGGGGGUGAAAUUUAUUAACUAUUGUACAGUAGCAUAAUUUUUGUUCAUCUUUAUUUACAUGGUGAAAAAAUAGAACUAAAUGUUGGUAUGGUAAAAAGUGUCAUAAAAGCUCUAAUAAGAGUCCACAUAGUCUAUGUUAAUGGUGCUUAUAUAUCCUUUAAAUGUAAUUCAGGUUCACAGAGUAUUAACCAGAAUUAAUGAAGAACAAGACGAGAACCACAUCAGUAUCUUGAAGCCUUUUUAUGCCUUCAUGUUGAUGCCAAGUUUUGUUUUUAAAUCUUCUAAACAUGAACUUUGGGUUCUGUGUCAAGUAAUGAGCCUGAUAUUGAUGAGUAAUUGAAAUAACUGUGAAAAUCCUCAUUGAAAUACAACAUUGCAGCUAAGGUUAUAACGAUCAGUUCAUGGAAAACAUAUUUAAUUUUUCAGACAGUAUAUCAGAAACUGUAUUAUAGAGAAAAGUGUAAUUUUGUUGUUAACUAUGUAAUUUUUUUAUUGAAAGACUUUUAUAAUUUUGCUUUUAAAAUUUCUAUUGAAAAGAAUUUGCAAAUUGUACAUCUAGUUUAAUAAAGUACUUUAAGCACAAA
Molecule: messenger RNA, 9527 nt
Organism: Monodelphis domestica (gray short-tailed opossum)
Lineage: Eukaryota; Metazoa; Chordata; Mammalia; Didelphimorphia; Didelphidae
Gene: N4BP2
Product: NEDD4 binding protein 2
Cellular component (GO): nucleus
Molecular function (GO): endonuclease activity; ubiquitin binding
Source: RefSeq, a predicted model, not a curated record